UUUCGACCACUCCGCCCAGGCGGCCCAGCUGACACUAGAAAAACAAUAAUAACAAUAAUCAAAGUACGGAACAGUGUCCUUCUCCUUCCUUCUCUACGCUCUCUUACACAGUUACACCUACCAUAAGUUCACAAGAAUCGCUUGUAGUUUUACAACUUUCGUUCCUUCCAACGACGUUGUAGACUAUCUUCUUUGUUGAAUGUUCAAACCCUAAAUUGUUUCAAUCUUAUCCGACAUUUCUCUCCGUAAAUAAUUCAUUUCCUACAAUGGCGACGGCUGCAUUCAAAUCUACGACCAAGAGAACUCCCAUAGGAGCUUCAUCGGCUUCUUCCACCGAUGAUUCCAGUUCCUCUAACCGCAACUCUUCCGCUUACCGUCGUGCUCGAAGUCUCAGCCGAGCCCCCCGCCGGCUCACUCCUCAGGACUCGGUCAAUGACCUUGAUGAAUUCCCUGUGCCAAGAGGGAGAUUCGUUAACACUGUUAGGGGUUCUGGGUUUCCGGAGAUCAGUCUUGAUGAUCUUGCCAUUGAAUUCUUCGAAUCUGCGAAUCGAGGUCGCGUCGCUUCGAGACACUAUGAGCCCAGUCCUGCGAAUGGAGCCACUACGUCACAGAGACGAGGGAGGUCUGUUUCGAGGAAGAACUCUGUAGUGAGCAAUGAUGGAAGGGGAAAUGCUGAUAAUAGUGCUAACAGAGGUGGACGGUCGGAUGAUCAUGCGAGAAGGAGGAGAUCGCUUUCGGUGGUACGGUACCAGAUUAGUGAUUCUGAGAGUGAUCUGGACCAUUCUCAGAAUUCUAAAAGUCGCGUGAAUAUCAGAAGUACUGAUGUUGCAAAUAAACCGACACGUAAAACGAUUGCUUCUGAUCAAAGACCAGUGCUGAGGAGGUCCCUUAGCCAAAAAGAUAUGAGGUCAUAUGAUGGUUACUCUAGUCAAUCUUCAGUUCUUACUGAUGAGGAAGGGGCUGGUGCUCAGCUCAAUAAAAAUGCGACUGAGAAUAUCCAGACUAUUUAUGCACAGAAGAAGGCAGGGAAUUCUGGCAUGGACGGUGGAUUCCACAAAGCUACACAAAAGGAAUUAAGACAUUCUGCGGAUGACUUCAAAAUGAAAAAUGAAAAAGUUGGGGUGAAACCGAGGGCCUCCACUCUAGCUACUGUUGAUCGCGUGCUGUCAAACAAUUCUGAUGUUCUUCAUGCCAUGUCUUGUAUCAGGAGGAACUAUGAAACAGAACUGGAACAGUCAGAGAAGCGUAAACAAGACUUAUUGGCUGAAAUAGUGCUGGAGAAACAGCGAGGCAGAGAACUUUCUAAAAUUGUCAAAGAAUUUCUCCCAGACAAAAAGAACGAUGCUAUACAGAAACCGUUAAGAGCCAGAAAGAGAAGUAAUGACAGGAACCGGAUGUCUAAGCGCUUGACUGAGGAAGCUGAGAGAUAUAUUGAGGAUUUUAUUUCAAAUGUCGAAGAUACUGAUAUUUCAUCACUUGAUGGAGAAAGAAGUGACACUAGCUCAUCCAUUGGAGGACUAAUAAAACCAGAAUCAUUUAAUAGCCCAUCAAUAGCAAGAUCUCUUCCAGUUGAAAUGGAUGGGGUCAUGUUGCCAUGGUUGCAGUGGGAGACGAGUAAUGAUGCUACCCCUGCAACAAACCUGAACAAGACAGUGAUGCCAGUAACGCCAAAAAUUGCCAGUUUCAUUCAGGGAAUCACCCAAUCACAGGAUCAAAGCAAUCAUUCUGUCAGUAGCCAUGGAAGCUGGAGCCCUAAAGGUAUUGCAGAGUACUCGGGGAAGAAUUUAAGCAGUAAGUUUGGCGAAUCCUAUGAAAGCCAGCCAUUGUCUACUGCAUCAUCUAAAGGACUGAAUUAUGAUAUGGAUGAGUACCUUGAACUCAAAAAAAGUGAAGAUCUUCUCAUUGAGAGGUGGAGGCAGCGGCAAAGAAUUGAUUCAGGCAGUCUCCUGUUAUGUAAUUUAAGAUUAUUUUAGCCUUCUGUUUCUGAAUUUACAUGUACAGAUAAGCUUAAUUCGCUGUUAGCAAUAUAUAUAUAUAUAUAUGCAUAGUAUUAGUAA
Molecule: messenger RNA, 2057 nt
Organism: Prosopis cineraria
Lineage: Eukaryota; Viridiplantae; Streptophyta; Magnoliopsida; Fabales; Fabaceae
Exons: 8
Coding region: 267-1973 (568 amino acids)
Source: RefSeq, a predicted model, not a curated record